AUGGAUCGGCAGGUGUGCACCAAUACAACUUCGACACUUACUUUGGGAUGGAGGGAGAACCUCAUCCACACUGACUUGAAGCCUGAAAAUAUACUUUUUAUUUCCCCAGAAUAUGUAAAAGUGCCUGACUACAAGGUCAUGUUCCGGUCACCAAAAGAGGGAACCUCUUAUAAGAGGCUGCCAAAGUCAAGUGCAAUUAAGGUUAUCGAUUUUGGUAGUACGGCCUAUGAGCACCAAGAUCACAACUAUAUUGUCUCUACUCGCCAUUAUAGGGCACCCGAGGUUAUUCUUGGUCUUGGUUGGAAUUUUCCUUGUGACAUAUGGAGUAUUGGUUGCAUUUUGGUUGAGUUGUGUUCGGGAGAAGCUUUAUUUCAGACGCAUGAAAAUUUAGAGCAUCUAGCCAUGAUGGAGAGGGUUUUAGGCCCAAUACCUCAGCACAUGUUGAAACGAGUAGACCGUGCCGCAGAGAAGUAUGUCAGAAGGGGUAGACUGAACUGGCCUGAAGGAGCAGUCUCUCGAGAAAGCAUCAAAGCUGUCUUGAAACUACCCCGUCUUCCUAAUCUGGUGAUGCAGCAUGUGGAUCACUCAGCCGGAGAACUUCUUGAUCUCUUGCAGGGUCUACUUCGGUUUGACCCCAUCAGCAGGAUGAAGGCUCAUGAAGCACUCAGGCAUCCCUUUUUUACCGGGGAGCAUUACCCGAGGUAUUGAAUAUAGGGUUCAUCACGUCAUCGGCAAUAGAUAAUUGGUUGUUGUGUUGUGUUUGGCUAUAGAUAACCGAAACAUCUGUAACUGUAAGUGUUCUUUGCUUGUUGGUUCUUUUUUCUUGAUAUAUCACCGAGUGUGGGGGGUUAAUUACCCCUUUAUAUUUGCCUACUUUUGUAGAUAAAUUUAUUGUGGAGGAUAUUUCUCCAUCUCCAUUUUUGUACCAUUAAAAUGUAAUUAUAAGCAUUUUAUUUUCGA
Trifolium pratense (red clover) is the source of this 960-nucleotide messenger RNA. RefSeq names its product serine/threonine-protein kinase AFC1-like. The transcript has 7 exons. Gene Ontology annotation, biological process: protein phosphorylation. Gene Ontology annotation, cellular component: nucleus. The record is from RefSeq and is a predicted model, not a curated record. Lineage: Eukaryota; Viridiplantae; Streptophyta; Magnoliopsida; Fabales; Fabaceae. The coding region runs from base 1 to 708 and encodes 235 amino acids. Gene Ontology annotation, molecular function: ATP binding; protein kinase activity.